AAACAGGUCACCGGGGGUACCGGUUUCAUCGGAUUCCACAUCUUGACCCAGUUGCUGGAUAAGGGCUACUUCGUUAAGGCUGCGGCUCGAGGACCGAAAGUCAACAUCCUGAAGAAAGCUCUUUCCGUUAACUACGGUGAGAAAUUCGAAGUUAUUGAGGUUCCCGAUGUCUCUUCGGGUGAUUUAAGUCAACAUUUAAAAGGAGUAGACGCUAUCAUUCAUUCUGCAGCGCCUCUACCAGGUCGGGUUGACCCAGAGACAGCUCUUCGAAUUAGUAUUGAUGGCUCUCUUCACAUUAUACGCGAGGCCGUAAAGGCUAAUGUUCCUAGAGUCGUUACUACAAGUUCCGUCGUCUCAUAUCCUACUCCGGUAGGGCCAUUUGGUGUAGAUGAUUGGAAUGCCAUCACCAAGGAGGAAGCUAUAGCUUCUGGAGUGCCGUUCCAUGUAUAUGUAGCCGAAAAGAAAUACUCCGACAUGGCCGUUGUUGAGUUUGCGGAGAGUCAUCCCGAAAUCGAUCUUACGCUCAUCGGACCUCCGUUCAAUUUUGGACCCAUUGCUCCAGGUUUCGAGCUCCUUAUAUCUGAGCCGAAUCUCAGCGCACUAUCUACCAAUGAAUAUCUUUACGCACUUCUCCGACCUUCUCCGACCACUUUUCCUUCUCUACCGGGUGCUAUCGAUGUCCGUGAUGUAGCUAGGGCGCAUGUCCUUGCUCUGGAAUCCCGGCCAUCCUCCGAGGUAGGACGGAAGAGAUUGGCUAUAUGCUCCCCCUACCAGUCUUCGUACAAGGAUGCGCUCGCUAUUAUCGCGAAGGAGCGCCCCGAACUCAAGGAUCGUCUCGCAGAUGGGAGUCAUGCACCGGAAUGGCCUUCGUACACCCUCCCGUUAAACUGGGAAAGGCUAGAACAUGUGCUUGGAUUGAAGGCGGAUUCGUUCAUUGCAUGGGAAAAGACGGUCUUGGAUGCUGUGGAUAGUCUACUUCUCAUUGAAGGGCAGUGGAAGGAGAAAGGAUUCAAGGUUCCGGUAUGA
Guyanagaster necrorhizus is the source of this 1026-nucleotide messenger RNA. Its product is annotated as NAD(P)-binding protein. Gene Ontology annotation, molecular function: oxidoreductase activity, acting on the CH-OH group of donors, NAD or NADP as acceptor. The annotation marks the transcript as partial. The transcript has 6 exons. The record is from RefSeq and is a predicted model, not a curated record. NCBI's taxonomy places the organism in Eukaryota, Fungi, Basidiomycota, Agaricomycetes, Agaricales, Physalacriaceae.